AAAUUUUCCCGGGGCCAGAUGAACGGCUGUUCAUACACGAUCAUGUGAGCUGCAUCAGCCCACCUCCCCCUCAGAAGCAUCCUAUAUAUUCUAAUUUCAGUUAUAUACCGACUCCCCCCCCCCACAGAAAAAGCAAUUAAAAGUUCUUCUUCUCUUCACGGAUUUUCAAACAAUUUUCUGAUCGAAAGUGGGCGGUUUGGUUAAAAGGAAGUUGUAUUCACAGUUCCACGCAUCACAGCCUCUCAUGCCAAUGCAUCUCAUUUUCAACCUUCCGGAACUCUAUCCCCUCCGCCAGAGAAAGCCUUAAACCCUCUUUCUGGGUUUCAGUAUUUUUUGGGAACUGUGUCUUGUGGGGGUGAGCAUGGCUACGCACUCAAGCUCUGCUUCGGGAGAUGGCAACAUCAGAGGAGUGCUCACACAUGGAGGUCGAUACGUUCAGUACAAUGUGUAUGGUAACUUGUUUGAGGUCUCAGCUAAGUAUGUUCCUCCGAUUCGCCCCGUUGGUAGAGGAGCAAGUGGCCUUGUCUGUGCUGCUGUGAAUUCAGAAACACAUGAGGAGGUUGCCAUUAAGAAAGUUGGUAAUGCAUUUGACAACCAAAUAGAUGCCAAGAGGACAUUAAGAGAAAUUAAGCUUCUUCGCCACAUGGAUCAUGAGAAUGUUAUUGCCAUCAAAGAUAUAAUAAGACCCCCAAAGAAGGAGACCUUCAAUGAUGUUUACAUUGUUUAUGAAUUGAUGGACACUGAUCUCCAUCACAUAAUUCAUUCUAACCAAUCGUUGACAGAUGACCAUUGUCAGUACUUUCUGUAUCAGCUGCUACGAGGACUGAAGUAUGUACAUUCAGCAAAUGUCUUGCAUCGUGAUCUUAAACCUAGCAAUUUGCUUUUGAAUGCAAGCUGCGACCUUAAAAUUGGAGACUUUGGUUUGGCAAGGACAACAUCUGAAACGGAUUUUAUGACUGAAUACGUUGUCACUCGAUGGUAUCGGGCACCAGAGUUGCUCCUUAAUUGCUCAGAGUACACUGCUGCAAUUGAUGUUUGGUCUGUUGGUUGCAUUCUUGGGGAAAUAAUGACCAGAGAGCCUCUAUUCCCUGGAAAAGAUUAUGUUCAUCAAUUGAGGCUAAUCACAGAGCUGCUAGGUUCACCCGAUGAUGCCAGCUUGGGUUUUCUCCGAAGUGAUAAUGCCCGAAGAUAUGCAAGACAGUUCCCUCAAUACCCAAAGCAACAAUUCUCUGCUAGAUUUCCUGGCAAAUCUCCUGGGGCAGUUGAUCUUCUAGAGAAAAUGCUUGUUUUCGAUCCCAGCAAACGCAUUACAGUUGAUGAAGCACUUUCCCAUCCAUAUUUGUCAUCUCUCCACGACAUCAAUGACGAGCCUGUUUGCCCGAGGCCUUUCAGUUUUGAUUUUGAGCAACCAUCAAUCACUGAAGAAAGCAUUAAGGAGCUCAUCUGGAGGGAAUCAGUGAAGUUCAAUCCAGACCCAACUCAUUAGGAGAAAUGUGAUCAUGGCCCUUUGCAUAUGCUGUAGAACUAUAUUGGGAAUUGCUUUUUCUUAUGAAUGUGAUGCAUAGUCAAUCAUCCAUUGUAAGAUUUCCUAGAAAAAGCAGUAAUCUUGUGUGCUUAUCAUUUGAAACUUUUGUUAAUUCUUGUAAAAGGAGAUGAAGCCAAACUGAUCAAGGAUUUAGAAUCCCAAAUAUGAGCAAGUCCAUGUUAUUGUACAUUCCUGGGGUCAGGAACCUCUUAUAAGUUGUAGCAGUUCAAGAAACUGGGCAGGUUAUUUCCAUUAAUAGCAAGUGACCUUCAGAGUUGUGGAGCUUGGAGCACAGAUAUUCUGGAUAUUGUAAUAAGUAAUCAAUCUGGAUUUUCUUGCUCAAAUAAAAAUAACUUUCGUGAGUCA
Malania oleifera is the source of this 1891-nucleotide messenger RNA. Its product is annotated as mitogen-activated protein kinase 2. Gene Ontology annotation, molecular function: ATP binding; MAP kinase activity. Gene Ontology annotation, biological process: protein phosphorylation; intracellular signal transduction. The coding region runs from base 362 to 1486 and encodes 374 amino acids. The record is from RefSeq and is a predicted model, not a curated record. Gene Ontology annotation, cellular component: nucleus; cytoplasm. The transcript is spliced from 6 exons. Lineage: Eukaryota; Viridiplantae; Streptophyta; Magnoliopsida; Santalales; Ximeniaceae.